CAAGCCAUCCUCCCCAAACCCCCUCAAACCCUUGCUCAGAACCUUUCCCAAGUAAUCAUCCAUCUCACACCCACUCUUCUUCAUCAUCCCGUACAUCCUGACCGUCGAUUCCUUCCUGCCCGCGCCAAUCAAAGCCUGCACCAGCCUCAGCAGCCCCUUGCUCUCGCCGCACUUGAUCCCGCCCUCCCACUCCAUCUCAAAGAUCAGCCGAUCGAUCUCCUCUGCCAGCCCGUUCCUCGCCAGAGCCACCACCAUUUCGGCGUACGCGUCGAGAUCGGCGCCGUGCUCCGACCGAAGGGCGGAGAAAACCCGGGCAGCGACGGCGCACUGGUCCUGGCGGAGGAGCUCCUUCAGCGCCGCUUCGAGGUCGGAUUUGAUGAGGCGCGAGAGGAUGUGAGUGGGGAGGUUUUCCGGGUCGGAUCUGUGGGCCCGCUUGAGAGACUGGAUGGCUUGGAUUGCCUCGAUGCUCAGGAUGCGGCCCUUCAUGAGCGGGCCGCGCGCACGGUGGUUAUGCGCCGGAGAUUGGUGGAUGUGCUGGCGGCGGCGGAGGAGAAGAGUAAGGUAUUCAAGUGUGCUGCGGACGCCAUCUUGGUGGGGGUUGCUUUUUAUUUGUCGAGAAUUGAGAUUGUUUUCGAGAUUGGUUUCAAAGAACAUCAUUGGAUUAUUGUCACUGUAUCUCACAAUUUUGAUAUCCAUUACCAGUUCAUAGAAGAUUACCGUAAACAGCGAAGGGCCUGCGACAGGUGGCAGCUCCCAGUAACUUUCGAGCACAGACUCCACAAAUCGGCUGUUCCGAAAAUGCUCGGCAAAAGUGAUGGCCUUGUUGCUGUGGUUGAAAUCGUCACGCAUGAAACCUCUUACGCCCCACCAAGCGUCCCCGGGCCCACAAAGCUCGUCUGUGUCCACAGCUUUCUCCCAAAACUUCUUUCUUCUGUAUCUUGUCCGAGCCUCGUCACUUUCUUUGAAGCAACUAUGGCCGCCGCC
This is a messenger RNA of Striga asiatica, 984 nucleotides long. The record is from the annotation of a GenBank genome assembly. NCBI's taxonomy places the organism in Eukaryota, Viridiplantae, Streptophyta, Magnoliopsida, Lamiales, Orobanchaceae.